AGUGCGCGCGCGCUCGAACUCGUGUUUGGGAUUCAGCCUUUAGCUCUCACGUGGUAACAAAGAUCGUUGUCAUAGCAACCACACGCUUUAAGCACGCUGAAGGAUCUGGUGAGAGUUCUCCUGCGGUCCUUCAUCACCAUCAUGCCGCUUCUGAUCAGAGAUCACACCUGGAGCCAGACGGAGAGCGCGGUGAUCCUCCGCGUGCCGCUCAGAGCCGUGACACCGGGGAAAGUGGACGUGAUCUGCACGGAGGAGUACCUGAAAGUCAGUUUCACGCCCUUUCUGUUCGAGGCCUUCUUCUUCGAGCCGAUAGAUGAAGAGAAGAGUGUGGCGAAAAUCGGAAACGGCGUCGCGCUUUUCACGCUGCCCAAAAAGAAGCAAGGCCUCUGGGAGCAGCUCAGUGCAAACAUCGAGAAAGACAAGCAGAGAGAGAUUCGAGAAGGAGCCAUCAUGAAAACCCAGAAUAAGGAGAAAGAGAAAGAGGACGCGAGAGCACGGAGGAUUCAGGAGGAGAGGAAUUUCACACUGCAGGCCAUGAUGAAGAUCGAGGACGAAGAGCGAACGAGAAUCCAGAGGAUGAAGGAUGAAGUGUGUGCGAAAGCCCUAAAGGACCUGGAGGUCUGGAAAGAGAAGCAGAGGGAAGCAGAAGAGGAAGAAGAGGCUCGACGAAGGCUACAGGAAGCAGCCGCACAGGAAACGAAGCAAGUUCGUGAGCACGGAAAGACUGAGAAGGUUAUAACACCUGCACGAAACCUGAGCAGAACUGAAGGUGAGACAAGCAGUGGGAAAAAGUCCAAACAGGCGGAUCUUCCUGCUCCGAGAUCAUCGGGCUGCAUUAAGUUCAGCUUCACUCCUCGCGUCUUCCCCACGCCCUUACGAGAGCCUUUGAUCCACGAGGAAGAAGAGUGGCUCAGGAAGCAGGCCGAGGCGAGACAGGCGGUGAAUGCAGAUCUCGCUGAGCUGGAUGAGCUGACAGAGAAGGAGAGAAACCCUGACUGGCUCAAGGAUAAAGGAGAUAAAUUCUUCACCAUUGGGAACUACCAGGCCGCGCUCAACGCCUACAGCCUGGCCAUCAAACUCAACCGGCGGAUUCCUGCGCUGUUCUCCAACCGAGCAGCCUGUCACCUGAAGCUCAGAAAUCUCCACAAAGCCAUCGAGGACUCUUCUCAGGCUCUGGAGCUGCUCACUCCAGCGGUCCCUGCUAAUGCUGCGGCCCGGAUCAAGGCCCACGUGAGGAGAGGAACAGCGUUCUGUCAGCUCGAGCUCUAUGUGGAAGGGCUUCAGGACUACCAGGCUGCUCUCAGGAUCGAUCCACACAACGAGGCUCUGCAGGCCGACACCCACAAGAUCCGGGAGAUCGUUCAGGGCAGCGGGCCUGGAUCAGAAUGACCGAGUGUCUGCGAGGGAAAAGGGAAACUUUAUUCUGAUGCUCACUGAGUCUUAAACACGACUGAUAUGUUGUUUGGUUUUGUAUAAAUAAUCCCAGCAGUGUUCUGGAUUUAAACCUGUGCCUGUUUAUUGCAUUUCAUUUCCUGUAAUUAUUAUUUUUUCCACAACACUCCAGUGCAGUUUGUGUCUCUCGGGAAUCGUAUCUGACCCUUACGGCCUCUGUAAUAUUAUACACCCUUUUAUUUAUAGGAAUCAUUUCAGCUGAGUCUGUGAUUAUCCACCGUAGUCCUGAAACGACUUUUUCAGAUCUCCCGCAGACUUUAUUUUAAACAGAUGGCAAUUAGUGGACGCAAAUGAUCCAAGUCUUGAGAAAAAAAGCAUUUCAUACAACUUCCCAUCCCCUCAUUACAGGUUAUAUAAUUACACACGCGGACAGCUGGAGUAAAUGAGCCAGUGGAGAUAUGAUUUUCUGUCUUUCAAAUAUAAAAUAUAUCACGAUAAGUAUUUUUAUUUUUUGCAUCUGUAUCAGAUUAUACAGAUAUUUGCUCUUAAUAAACAUCUUAAAGGAGA
Messenger RNA from Neoarius graeffei (lesser salmon catfish), 1959 nucleotides. RefSeq names its product dynein axonemal assembly factor 4 (gene dnaaf4). Gene Ontology annotation, molecular function: nuclear estrogen receptor binding. Lineage: Eukaryota; Metazoa; Chordata; Actinopteri; Siluriformes; Ariidae. The transcript has 9 exons. Gene Ontology annotation, biological process: cilium movement; outer dynein arm assembly; heart development. The record is from RefSeq and is a predicted model, not a curated record. Bases 142 to 1389 code for a protein of 415 amino acids.